Molecule: messenger RNA, 1667 nt
Organism: Plasmodium vivax (malaria parasite P. vivax)
Lineage: Eukaryota; Apicomplexa; Aconoidasida; Haemosporida; Plasmodiidae
Product: translation initiation factor eIF-1A, putative
Exons: 6
Coding region: 958-1425 (155 amino acids)
Biological process (GO): translational initiation
Cellular component (GO): cytoplasm
Molecular function (GO): translation initiation factor activity; RNA binding
Source: RefSeq, a predicted model, not a curated record
CCUGCUUCGCCCAUUUGUAUAUAAUACCGCAUAUAUGAUAUUAUAUGUACAAUUGCGUUUUCUCCUUUUGCCAACUUGUUAUAGGGUGCCUCUUACCAUUGCGUAUGUAAUGGCCCUCAGUGCUAUGCAAUUUUCACCCGCAGCAAUUUUUUCUGCCAUUCUGCAUUAAUGGAAUAUCCGCCCAUGCCGACGUUCUGUGAAGAAGGCAUUUUAUCUUCAUGUAUACAUGGCUGCCACAGGGGUAGCUACAUAUAUACACGUUAUGUGCAAGUAACACGUACAUGUGCUUGCGUAAAUAGGAUGAGCAUUUAUUUAUAUUUACUCCUUUAGCUGCCCAUCAUUUUUGCGAAUUUGCCGUUCGUCAUUUUUCCCCUUUUGAGUGGAGGCAUCCAAAUAAUUGUAACUUCACUUUUGCGCGCUUGUGCGCCUGGCAGCGUAAAAUUCACCUGACUGUUUUAUGACAAAAAAAAAAAAAAAAAAAUAUAACCAUUUUGAGUAUUUUUUUCUUUUAAUUUGAUUUAAUGAAAUGUAAAGAGAAAGGAAUAAAAGCAGAUAGAACUCGUUUAAUUUAAUUAGAUUUAAUUUCCACCCAAAAGGAAAAAACAAUUUUUCUCCCCUUGGGAAAAAAACGCAUACGAUUUUGUACGGGUAAAUACACAAGAGGAGCAGCUCCUGUUGUAUCGCCGCAUAGAAAAAAAUAUAAAAAAAAGAAGGAGCAACUUUUUCGUUAGUCAAAGUACGUAAUAAGGAAGACUCGUAAUUUCCAACGCAUACGGCUGCCCCGCCUACACGACCAGUUGUCGCUCGUUCAUCAGCUCAUCUGCGAGUUACCGCGGGCGCACAUGCAACAGUGUAAAUCGUUAGCUUUUUACACUGUCAGAGCAGAAAAAGGAGGGGAAGCAACUCACCGUAGUUGAGAAUUCCAUCGGGAAAUUGUUUUAUGUAACCGUUUAGAAGAUGCCAAAGAAUAAAGGUAAGGGAGGAAAAAACAGAAGGAGAGGAAAAAAUGACAACGAAGGGGAGAAGCGGGAGCUGCUGUACAAGGAGGAAGACCAAGAAUACGCACAAGUGUUAAGGAUGUUGGGGAAUGGCCGAUUGGAGGCCCACUGCUUUGAUGGGGUGAAGCGACUGUGUCAUAUUAGGGGGAAAAUGAGAAAGAGGGUUUGGAUCAACUCCGGUGACAUCAUUUUAGUAUCCCUGCGGGACUAUCAAGACAGCAAGGCGGAUGUCAUUGCAAAAUACACACCUGACGAGGCAAGGAGCCUGAAAACGCACGGAGAAUUGCCCGAAACGGCCAAAAUUAACGAAACGGACAUUUUCGAUGACGACGGACAGAACGGAGUCGAAUUUUUGGACGAUGAAUCUGACGAGGAGGCCCAGGAGGAAAUGAACAACGCGAGGAAAUUGGAAAUAGAAGACAUAUAACGACAAGGAGGGAACCAGAAGAUGCCCAUAAUUUGUAUUCACAUGUGCGUCGCGGAAGAAUCGAAUUAAUUAUUUUCCGUUUUGUUUGACAGCGCUCCUUGUUGUUGUGUGCGUGUGUGUUGUCCUCGUGCCAGUGUUGCCCUUUUUUAAAAAAUAUAUCUUUAUCAAUUUAUUUAUUUUUUGUAACUUUUUUUUUUUUUUUUUUUCUUCUUCCUCCAUAAUGUACAUGUUUAAACCAAACU